Molecule: messenger RNA, 1458 nt
Organism: Clavispora lusitaniae ATCC 42720
Lineage: Eukaryota; Fungi; Ascomycota; Pichiomycetes; Serinales; Metschnikowiaceae
Biological process (GO): macroautophagy
Cellular component (GO): fungal-type vacuole membrane
Source: RefSeq, a predicted model, not a curated record
AUGCUCUUCUGUUUUUGGUUCUUGUGGCUAGUGGUGGCACAUGUUCUUGACGCUUCGCCAACUGCUAAACCUUCUGAAAGCCCUGUGCCCAAACCGUCUACAAUCGUGGACUACUUGUCUUCAAGCGCACAAUUCUCCUACUUUCUCCGACAUUUGCAAAAGCACAAUCUCAUACCGGUAGUGAACAAGCUCCUGAACGUUACGUUAUUUGCUCCCGUGAAUCUGGCUUUUGUGGAUGAUCAGUUUGCCAUCAACGACACCACAGAUACUCUCAAGCGGUAUUUUGCUGAUGAACGGCUGUCUAUUGACCCCUCUGGGAAAGAGGAUGUGAUUCUCGAUUCCCUCUACAUCACUAAGCACUACCGCGAUGGUAACACGAGCUUUCCUCUAAAAGUCACCAGUACUCCCAACGGCGCUCAGGUAAACGAUUUUGCCGACAUUGUGGAGGCGAAUUAUUACGCAAAGCACCAGAGAUCCUACAUUCAUACGAUAGAUCGACUACUACCUGUACCUCCUACGUUGUGCUCUAUGCUAAUGGAUUCGCAUCACACAUCAAUUAAUGGACACUCUAUUUCUUUCAUCAAACAAUUAUUCCAACUGGCUUUUACCAAUAUCCGUGGCUCUGGAUUCCAAAUGUCGUGCGAAGAAUAUACAGCGAAUGUGUCGACAAUUUUGAUCCCCUCCGAUUCUGUCAUUGACGCUUCACUACUGGAUUUGCAAAAGAAGUAUUAUACGGUUCUUUUCAGCGGCAUCACUCAAGCACAUCUAAAACCUAGUAAAGAUGCGAUCCGUGAAGUCAGAGCUGAUAUUUUGCAACUUCUACUGAACCUACUUUUUCCUCAUGUCAUUGGUGGAAAUAGAUAUUCCAACAGCACACAGAAGACUGCAUUGGGCAAUCAUUCCUAUCAGAUAAUCAAAGAUAAAGAUACCCAACAAUUGAUUCUUAAUGGAAGAGUAAGGACCGCGGUGAACGGCACCUCUAUAGUUGCUGCAGAUGGGUUAGUGCAUGUUAUUGAUGUCGAGGACAAUUCUGAUUCAAAUGUUUUCUCUGAUUUGAAUAUCGAAGCAGCAGAAAUGAUACCAAGAAAGGCUCUUUACGCUAUGCACUUCUCAUAUCUUGUGAAGGAACUAAAAUUUAGAAAAUUGGAAUAUCUCAUCGACGGAAGUACGAAAAAUCAAACAAUUGUGGUUGAAGUAUCUGACAGAGACGAUUAUGUUGAUGAUGAUGCUUUUUUAGCGGCGAAGAAAGUCUCAUCGAACUCAUUCAGCAACAAGCAGUCGAUGCUCUAUCACUUUUUGGACGGUGCUGUUGAUGUCCACAAAGAAUUAGAUAAAAGCGCCUCCUAUCGCCAUUUGGUAUUCUCUAAAUUAUGUCUGCGGAAGCGGAAUCAACUCCUGCUUCAAAGUGAAAGUAUAUGGUACAGUCUCAGAAGGAAGGAAGAAAGUACUGUUCAAUGA